Molecule: messenger RNA, 10933 nt
Organism: Spirodela intermedia
Lineage: Eukaryota; Viridiplantae; Streptophyta; Magnoliopsida; Alismatales; Araceae
Source: the annotation of a GenBank genome assembly
AUGGCAAGUAAGAAUAAUUUUUGUCAUCAGAAAAAGGAAAAACAAAAAAUCAACAAUGUGGACAAUGCUAGAGAGGUGAACACACAUAAAAGACUCAUAAUGUGGAACCGAAACUGUAAAUCACUCCAUUUCAAACUUACAAAUACUUAACUGAUUGAUUACACAUGGAACACAUUGAACUUUGAUGAACUUACCUCGGUCCUCUAUAUGUUGCCAAGACUAGGCGCUUUCUUCUUCAAGUAACUUUUCUAAGGAUCUACGCUUUGAAUCCACACUUGAAUCAACCAAAAUGCAUCUAAAUCUGAUGUGCAACCUCAAUAUUGUUUCAUGCAACCUGACUAAAUGUUAGGACAUUCAAAGUUAAGUUCUUCUGCCCCUAAACAACGACUUAAAUGUGUAAGAAUUUUUAUGAGAGAAUGGGAAUACACAUGUAGGGCUGUGAAUAAUUAAAUGAAGAUAUUUUUGUCUUUUUGGCCACAAUAAGAUUAGAUAAGGGUUAAUUUCUUCUCGAAUUGAUUUGAAGCAUUGAAUUUGAAGGUCUUGUCGUAGUCAUAAGAUCUUCCUCAAUGUUGAGAUCCACUACACCCUUGAUAAGUAUGUUCCAUCUGCUAUUAAUUGUGUAAGCAUUUUCGACAGCUUUUGAUUUCUUCACUUAACGAUGCUGCGUGUCAGUGUCUCAGUCCAUGAUUCUGUCACCUCAUCUCCACAAAUCAUAUCUCAUUUGUCGAAGCAUAUAUCGGUUUCCUAAAAACCAUAAAAACAUUCGAAGUCUGAAUUACGAGGGUUAACACUGCAAAACAUCUUCAGGCAGCGCCGCUCCCCUUCUUUCUCUGCUUGUAGACGAAGGAACGAGCCAAGUAGAGGUACAAGAGGAGCUCGACGGAGCUCAGCGCCGCCAAAAACCAGUAGAAGUAGUCGAGGUGGGCACGAUUCAGGUUGUCGGAGAACCAGUCCUCCCCCCACCAGGUGCUCACGUUCUCGAUUACCAAGAUGAAGAAGCCGCUGAUGAAGCUCCCAACGCCGAAGAUGCUCAGAUAGAGGGCGAAGCCCAAGCUCCUCAUCGAGACGGGCACCUGGUCGUAGAAGAACUCUUGCAGACCCACCACGGUGAAGACGCUGGAGACCCCGAAGAGGACAUACUGAGGAACGAGCCACCACAGGCUCAUGGGGAUGGCGACGCCAGGUAAGUCUACCAGUCCGAGGUCUCUGGCGGUUUGGAGCCUCUUCGUCUCCACCUUGGCGGCGAUGGCCACGGCGAAGAUUGAGAGAACCAUGCCGACGCCGAUCCUCUGGAGCAUCGUCAAGCCAGAGGGCCGCCCGGUGAAGGCUCUGGUUAUAGGGACGAAGAGGCGGUCGUAGAUGGGCACGAAGGCUAGGACGGAGAGGUGGAUGAAGCUCUGGAGCGCCGCAGGGGGGACGAGGAAGGAGGGGGUGAUUCUUCUGUCCAUGGUGCUGCCCUGCUUCGUGAAGAAGGUCGUGGACUGGGCAAGCACAACGGCGUACAGCAAGCAGGUUACCCCGAUUGGGAGCAAUCUGAGGACCGCUCGAGGACCCUCUGCGACACCCUCCUCCUCCCCGGCAGACCUGCAGAGUGGGAACCCCAUGAGGAAUGAGAAGAUCAUGUUUACAUUAGAACAGGCUUUUCCAGGGUCCGGAGGAUCCUUACCCCCCACGGAGGAGAGCUUCCUUCGCUUCUUCGUGGGGCAGCCCACGCUGGCUGCUCGAGAAAUUGCAGUCGGCUCCGGCGAGCUGCGCGAGGGGGUUCUUGCCGGAGGGAGCGCAGUAGCGGUAGGUCCUCGUACCGGCCAAGAAGAGGACGAGGGAGAUCGCCAUGGAAGCACAAGGCAGCCCAAAUCCGAGUCCCCAGCCGAUGUUGUCCUGGACGUAAGACAUCAGCAGCACCGUGAACGCCAUGCCACUGGAGACCCCGAAGUGUAGCCAGUUGAAGAAGGAGCCCCUGGACCUGCACUCUUUUGGGUCGUCGCCGUCGAACUGGUCGACCCCAAAGGCCUGCGUGCAGGCCUUGUGACCGCCCUGCGCGACAGCCACCAGGUACAAUGCGGAGAAGAAGAACGCAAUCUGGAAUUGGGAGGGGAGGCAGCUCUCCCGGCUGCCGCUGUCGCUGCCGCACUCCGGUGGACGGAGCGACGGCGCCACCGCUGAAGCCACCAGCAUCGCCAGACCCUGCAGGGAUGUAGAUCAUACGGCAGAAGGGUACACCCGAUGUACGGUGAGUAAAUUCUUCGUCGCGUAAAACCAGUAGCCCUUCUUUUCAAGGUACAAUUAGACGAAUUUGUAAGCAAUAUGGCGAGGAUUUGUCAAGGGUCUGACCACAAGACGAUUUCGGAUGGAGAGCAGGAACGAACCAGGACGUAAAGAAGGGAGGAUACGACGGUGGUGCGGUAGCGCCCGAGGAAGUAGUCGCCGAUGAAUCCGCCGAGGAGGGGGAGCAUCAGGGACACCCCGGUCAACGUGUUCAUGUUGGCGGCGGCGGAGGCAGUGGACUCCUGGAAGGGUCCCGUCAGGUAGCUGAUGAGGUUCAUGGAGAUGCCGGUGUGGGCGAAAUUCUCCGACAACUCGGCCCCUUCAGCACAACGGCGGUGGCGGAGAUUUUGGUCACUGGUGGUCGCCGUGUCUCACUGAAAAGCGGAGAAAGAAGACGGUGGCGGGAGGCACUUACCGAUGAUGAAGGCGGCGGAGGGCCAGCCGCCGGCGGCUCCCCGGGAGAAGAUCGGCUGCCCGAGGUGGUCGACGACGCCCUCUAUCGGUAGCGGGGCGUCCUCCUGUGUUUCCAUGGUGAGUCCUCCGGCGGGGGAUCUGACCAGUAUGUGACGAUCAGGUUUCCACGAGGUUUGAGGAGGAACUAGGAAAUCUGUUUAUGGUUGUCUGUGCGUGGAGCCCCCACUUGACCAUAAUGGAGACCCGACUUAAAUCACUCACUUCUCUGACAACUUGGGCUCCUGAAGGAUUCCCCAGAGCCUGAUGGAGUACCAGGAACGUCGAAUAGAGUCUAAAAAAUACCACUGCUGACAAACAGAUAUUUUGUAGUGUGGGCCAGGUCGGGGGUGGUCCAGUCGGAUGAUGGGCUGGGGGGAAUCUUCCGACUGGAUCGCAGGUGUCUGUCUUUUUAUUUCCUAAUGGACUAAAAACAGAUAUUUCCUACCGAAUGGUGUAGAGAGAUGUAGCUUCACAGGUGUUUGUCUUUUUAUGACUAUCUUGAUGGAUCGGUUGGUACAGUUCUACUGGCCAAGUUUAUUAUUUUCUUUAUUUUUUUCAUAAUAUCAAGGUCUAAGGGUGAGAAAUUAUAGUAAUACCAUAUUUACUAUAGUUUUGUAAUUAUGUCCUCUUAUAUUUCUUCACCUAUAAGUUUUUUGGAUCCCUCAGUUCAGCAUAAGUGAAUCUGAAUAACUGGAUCCAAUCCACUAGAUUUAUGUCAAUAUAAAUAAAUAUAAGAGAAUCAUCAUUUUAAUUAUAUUUUUCAUUUGUAUCCUUUACCUUUCUCUCUCCUCUCUCAUAAAUAAAUAUCUCUCUUUGUUGCUGCCACCUCUGAUGACUAGGGAACCUAUUCUUCUCUAACAACUACACCAUGGUAUCAUAGUACUCUAGGUGACCUUGUUCCACUCUUAUUGUUCAUGUAGAUGCCACUUCUUGGGCAGAUCAUCUUACUCAAGGAAGAAACCUUUUGUUUGCCCUAAUUUAUGUAAUUCAGUUUUUUUGGUUCUAUUUUGAAUAAUUUGUUGUUAUCUAGCCACUCUAAAGGUGAUCUUGAACAUUUUUAUUUCUCUACUUACUGCUUGGAGGUGAGAAAGCAUAUCUAUUCAUAGUGAGAAUGGUGAAUUCUAAAUUAUUCUAUACAUGACCCUUAAUUCUUGAUUUGGUUCCAUCUUUUGAGGAGAUUGGGAGCACGGCAUUUACUAGCUGAACAAUUUGUUGUUAUCUAGCCACUCUAAAGGUGAUCUUGAACUUCUUUAUCUCUUUGCUUACUACUUGGAGGUGAGAGAGCAUAUCUAUUCAUAGCAGGAAUGGUGAAUUCUAUAUUAUUCUAGACAUGACCCCUUAAUUCUUGCUUUCGUCUCAUCUUUUGAGGAGAUUGGGAGCAUGGCAUUUACUAGUUGAACACAACAUUUAUUAGCUUAAAUCACUAACUUGACAUUUUCAAAUUACAUUUGAAAAAGGACAUUAUAAUUAAGACAUGGCUUUAGAGUAUCGUGACUUCAUAAAUCAAUAAAAAUUACUUAUUUUUUAAUUACAAAAUAUAUGUGGAAAAAAGUUAACAAGGCUAUUUUCAAGAAAUAUGAUAAGGACUAAGUUUUUCAAGUUAUGGUAAAAGCUAUGGCUAUAUCAUAAGAUAAAAAAUUAGUAAGAAAAUAUGUUAAAUAAUUAGAAUCCUUAUGGUAAGAAAGUGAUAAGUACAUGUUGUUGACAAUGAAAAAGAAAAUCUGAAAAUAGAGGACUACAUGUGUCUAUAUAGAAGAGGAGAAUAGGAGAGAAAGAUAAUGGGCCAUAAUGGGUUGAGAGUCUAAUGACACUAUUGAAUACUCUUUCUCAUACUAAAGUAUAUAAGUUAAAUAUGUCUAACUUGGUACAUGUGAUAUCAUAAGAGAUUUUGACUAAUUUUUUUGUGAAAAUGUUUGCAAACUGAUGAAAUGAAGCCACAUGAAAAGUAGAGAUGAAAUUAGACAUAAUCUUGUCUUAAAUCUAGUAACAGAUGAUCUCAAUAUACUUUGUAUGCUCAUGAAAUAUGUGGUUACCUCUAGUGUGGCUUAAUUGUCACAAUGCAUGAGCAUUAGAGAAAGAGAAGAUAUGUUGAGAUAUUUGAAAAAUGAUUGAAGCCAUACUAUCUCCCGUGUGGUCUCAACCAUGGCUCGAUACUUGAACUCCAUACUGAAGUAAGACACCACCCUCUAUUUUGAGACCAUCAUGUGAUGAGGUUACCUCCGACAUAUGCGUAGUAACCCAUAAUAGACUUUCGGUCGCCCUUGUCACCUAUAUAUUAGAAUAGGCUUUGACAUAGAGAUGGUUGUAUCAUUGAUCGAUGAGCGCUUUUCUUGAGACUCACUUGACGUAUGUUAGAACUCAUAAAGUUUGCUCCUAGUGAACUCGUCGCGGCUCUUAUAUGAAUUGACUCAGAAUACAAACCAUAUACAUGAUGUUGGGGAGAGUGACGGUGAGAUAUAUCAGCUUGUCCAACAAUUGUUUGUACCAAUUAAUGUCUUCAAAGAGUGGAGAAGAAGUGUCUUAAAACUAUGGAUGGCCUUCUAUGAGCAAAGUCUCCGACUUGCACCUAAGAAGUCUAGUCUCCUAAAGCAUGUCGAGAGCAUACUUCUAUUGGGUCAUGGUGAGUUUCUUGUCUUAGUAAGCAAACUCGAUCCCAAAAGAAUAACUUAGAGUCCUCAAGUCAUGAAUACUAAGGUAUUGUUACAAAAAAGUUUUGGUAAAAUGAAUGUCAACCUCAUCACUCUUAGUCACAAGAAUGUCGUUGACGUAAAUUGCAAAAAUGAUUAGGCCACUCUUAAUUUUUUUUGUGAGUACAAUGAGAUCCGUAAUGCAUGACGAGAAGCUAAAUAUGGUGAGAAGACCACUGAACUUGGCAAACCAGGUGCAUGGACUUUGUUUGAGCUUAUAAAUUGACUUCCACUAGAAACAUACCUUAGAUGACUCCCCAUGAACAACAUAGUUGCUCCAUAAAGAUUUAUUCUUCGAGAUCAUCAUAGAGAAAGGUGUUAGAAAUAUCUAAUUGGUGGAGAGAUUAUACUUGAUUUACAAUGAAAGAGAGGAACACUUAGACAAAAGCGAGUUAGACGAUGGGGGAGAACAUCUCAGUGUAGUUGAUGUCAUAUGCUUAGAUAAAGCCAGAAGCAACCAGACAAGCCUUGUGAUGUGUAAUAGGGCCAUAUGGAUGGUAUUUGAGUGUGAACACACAUUUGUACAUGAUGAUGUUGAUGUCUAUCAGAUAAAGAAUUAGUGUCCAAGUCCCCAUAGAUAUUAAGGCAUCCACUUCUGAGUCCAUGACCGCCUUUCACUUAGGUACUUGUGUCACCUCAACAUGCGAGUAGAGAAUCAACUCGAAGGCCACAUAAAAGGCAAAGGUAUGAAAAGAUGGGGAAAUGUGAUUGUAGAAAAUGAUGUGAGAGAUGGGGUGUUAGGUACAAACAUCAAUAUCUUUGUGUAGAGAGAUGGGAAGAUGAAUAUCGUCUUGAUGAGCACCGGGGACAUCAGUGGGAGGCACAUGCAGCUUGGUGGAGGAGAGAUAUGAUAAAUCUACAACCAAAGUAGAGGAGUCCAAUAGAGACAAAGAGCCAAGAGGAGAAGUGUUGGUGGAGAGAACAAACUAGAGGGAGCCAAAGGAGACAGAUAUGCAAGGACCACUAAGGAGAGAAUGCAAGGUGGAGGAGAGGCGGAAGCUUGAGAAGAAGGGAAGGUAGAGGAGAAGAAGGGAGACUCCUCAUGGAAGGUGACAUUGGCCAAUGUAACGUAGCGACAGAUGUUAGAAAAGUAAACUUGAUAGUCAUUUAUUUGAGAGUAGUCGACAAAAAUAUAUUUGAGAGCACAAGGGAUGAGUUUGAAUAGGAAAAGAGAGUGAUCCUAAAUGAAGAUAGUGGAUUCAAAGACCUGAAGAAGAAGGGAAAACAUAGGUGAGGUAGUAGGAGGCAUUAAAGGAGAAUGACCCCACUUAGAAGAUCGGAGGAAAGUUGAUUCUAGAGGUAAGUGAUUGUCAUGAGAGCGUCAAUCUAUAAAUAAUAUAACACAUUCAUCUCAAGAAAUAUGGUGUGAGUGAUGUCAAAUAGUUGACGAUGUUUGCACUUAGUGACACCAUUCUAUUACAAGGUAUAAGGGCAGGUGGUCUGAUGGAUAAUGUUACAAUCAGCACAAAAGGUUGGGAGAGAGGUUUAGACAAAUUCAAAGACAUUGUCAAUGUGAAGAAUUUUAGGCAUAGUAAAAUAUUGAGUGACGACCUCUAUGAUAAAGUGGGUAACAAUAAUGACAACUUUGGAGUGGUCGUGUAAGAGGUAUACCUAACUCACAUAAGUAUAGUCAUAAAUAAGAACAAUGUAAUAUUAGUGGCCUAAGAGUAAAAGAGUAUAACAAAAGACUUUAUACAUCAUAAUAGAUGAGAUCAAAAGGGACAAAAAAGGGAAUAUCAUCACGACUAAGGUAGGAAGAACUGUAGUGUUUAUCUAACUAACAUGAUUCACACACAAACUUCUUAAAAGAAAACUAUGAUAAGGUUUUUUGAAGUUUCUCAAAAUAAGAUGACCUAAUCGUCAAUACUAUAAGAGGGAAGAAGUGGCAAUAGAAUCAACAAAAAGGACCUGAAGGUCAAAAGAGGGUUCAAUGGAAAUGAGCUCAUAGACACUUCGUCUGUUCUCAUAUUCCAAACUAAUCCUCUAUCUAAUGUGUACAUCCUAAAAAGUACAAUAAAAAGAAAAAAUAGUAAGAAUACAAUUAAGGUUAUGAAGAAUGAUGCUAAUCAAACGAAGGCUCACAUGAAAGUCAAGAACGUAGAGGACUUACUAGAGGGAAAGGUUAGGAGUGACGAGAAUAGUGCCACAACCUUUGAUCAGACAAGUCUAAUCAUCGGCAAUGGUGAUGGAGGGAUGGGAAGGGGUAGGUUGAUAUGAAGAUAAAAGGGAUGAAGUGCCAAUCAUAUAAGUGGAGAGGCCCCCUAGUCGAUAAUUCAUAGUGAUGAAGAGAAAGUAAGGAAAGUAUGUGUACUUGAUGUGGAGGGAGCUAGAAGCGAGGUAAGGUAGUAGAAGAAGAGGUGCUACUAAGACUAUAGAGAUUGAUGUAAUAGUGAAAUGCGUCAUACUCCACAGAUGUCAAGUUGAUGUUGAAAGUUGGGGACAUGGGGAAAAGUUUACCAAAUUGCUUCCAAUAUUUGUUAGCCUUGUAGUUCUACUUGCCGCAAUAGGGACAUGGGGGGAAGGAGUUGUGACUCUUCUCACGUGGAGAGGAUGAUUGUCCUCAAAGUGGGAAGAUGGGCCAUCAUCCCAAGCCCAAGGAGUAGCGACAAUGUAGUUGAGGAAGUCACGUCACCUAUGGAGGAAGGUGGAGAGGACAAGGAUGUACUAGUCAUGACCCAAAGUGCUGGAUAGAAGAUGGAGACGAUACUAAGUACCUGACCACUGGAGAGAAUGAAACCAUAGAUUUGGGAUGUGGUGGAAGGAUGAAGUCCACUAAGGCACACACCAACAUAUAACUCCUAGCAAUAACGCUAGAGCAUCAAGAGGUAUAAGGUGAGAGGUUUAUAAUUUUCACCUCUUAAAUGAGGGCAUGCAUGUGACUGUAGUGUGAUUGGAGAGAGAGAUCACCCUACUUACAAUUGAGGAGAGACUCAAAGUUCUCCACCACUCGACUGAUGUUUGUCCGGUUGACGUGCAUUGUUUUCAAAUUGUCCCAUAGAAGGUUGAUGUGACUUAGUCGUUAUAUAAUAAAUCACGUAAAUUUAAAAUUUAUAAAACUAGAAAAUAUGAAAUUUUAAAUAUUUAGAAGUAUUUUUGAAUAAAUAUAUCAAUUAUAAUUUAAUAAAACUUACAAAAAUAAUGAUACUUUUUCCAGUCGAUCAUAGGGAUGUAAUAUAAUAUCUAAUAAUUAUUUAUAUAUUUUUUAAAAUAAUAUUAUUUUUAUGGUUUUUAUACUAGGAAAUAAAUUUUUUUUUUACAAUUUAUAAAAAAGGAAAAUAAGGGUGCAGACGUCAAGAUGACUUGAGUGCUUGGCAAACACGAAUUAGAAGAAAAUAGAGUUUCGUCUAACGAUUCUUGAGUAAGUAAUUAUAGACGAUUUAAUUGAUCAAAUUAAGAUUUGUAAAAGUCAAAAGAAUUGUAAUUGAAUGAAGUAUAUCUUGGUAAAUUUAAAUCACACAAAUUAUCAUUAAAUAAAGUGAAAAUUAAGUUGAAAGCAAGAAAAAAGAGUUCCAAUAUUGUGACGGCGAUACGUCAGUGAUGCACUAGAAUCUUGAGUGUUUGAGAAGAUCGUCGUGUAAUGUCCAUAGCCUUGAAGGUUCUUCUUAGACAAAGACGAUGUGAGCAAUCUCUAAAUCUCUUUGCAAAGUCUAGAGAUCAAUAAAAUGAGUUGUCGAAUCGUCUUAAGUGGCUAUCACUUAAUAGAGUGAAAAAACAACAAUUUUACGACUCUCCGGCGGCUGUCACUAGAUAGAGAGGAGCUAGAUGGAGGUGGGGUGCAUGUCAGGAAGCUUCAUCCUUAGGUCCACAUAGUAAGAGAAGGUUCUUCAUCGCAUCUAAUAUGCUCUCAAGAGGUGGUGACUCAUCUCUCGACGGAUCGUCCUCUUCUCGGUGACGGCUUAUUCAUCAAUUAAUUAGAGAUGCUUUAAUCGAUAGAUUUGUGAUCCUUUUAUCGUGAAUUGUUCAACAAUUUUAGUAACAAUGCUUAACGAAUCAUGUUGACGAGAUUUUUGUCGAUGAUCCAAUGAUUCUGGUGGCUUAAUCCUUCAUUGGUGAUCUACAAGAAAGUCGUGAUGACCAGAUAAAAAAUAUGAGUUUUGGCUCUAAGAGAAUUUGAACCUACGCCAAUUGUCGACCCUUUUAAGGAAAGUUUUAAUGUGAGUUUAGUCCCACAUUGCUUGUGCGUUGAAGUUUCUUGCAAAUAUAUAGUAAUAUUAUAUUUUCAAUCAAGUCCCUUUCUCGUGCAUAUACAACCACUCUUUGCCCCAUAGUCAGUUGGUCACUGGUGAUGUGGAAGGGGAGUGGUGCACGAGCUCUUAUCAAUCCUAGCCGCUCGAGGCUCUACUUUCAUUUCCUCCCCAACUGCACUUUCGACCUGCUUGCAGGCUCAACUAGUAGGUAGGUGCACGAGUUUCACCAUAAUAGAGUGGCGUGCCAAAGGGGGCACUAGAAGAGGUUAAACAUUGUCUAGUAGGAGUUCUAAGGCAAGUGGGGAUGGAGACGAUGUAGAAGCCUUGAAGGAGGCUAUGAAGGUGUAGGUGCCGGUGAUAAAAUGAAAUAAAGGGUCAUUGAAAUCCCAAAAAUUAGUUGAUGAAAAAUAUUUAGAAUCAUGAAUUUACCAAUUUAAAAUACUAAAAUAGGUAAGUAAUGUGGUAAGUUUGAGGUCGAUUCACAGGGAAUGAUAAUUAGGCAUACUUAGUUACUAUUUAAUUUGAUUGAUAGAUUUAAAUUAAAUGAGUUCAAAGGAGAGACAAUGGCAAGUGAGAAUAAUUUUUGUCGUCAGAAAAAGGAAAAACAAAAAAUCAACAAUGUGGACAAUGCUAGAGAGGUGAACACACAUAAAAGACUUGUAAUGCGGAACCGAAACUAUAAAUCACUCUAUUUCAAACCUAAAAAUACUUUGAAUCCACGCUUGAUAUGGAACCUCAAUAUUGUUUCAUGCAAGCUGACAAAAUGUUAGGACAUUCAAAGUUAAGUACUUCUACCCCUAAAUAGUGACUUAAAUGUGUAAGGAUUUAUAUGAGAGAAUGGGAAUACACAUGUAGGGCUGUGAUUAAAUGAAGGUAUUUCUAUCUUUUUGGCCACAAUAAGAACAUACAAGUAUUUUUGACAGCUUUUGAUAUUUUCAUUUUAUGAUGUUUUUGACAGCUUUUUCAGCUAUUUUGACAGUAUUUUUGACAGCUAUCAAUAUGUUCCUUAAAUGUGUAAGUAAUUUUGACAGCUUUUGACAGUUUUUUUGACAGCCAUUCAUUUUGAUUUUUUCCUAAAAACUAUAAAAACAUACUAAAAAUUCUUGAAAUUCUAUGAUAUUAAUAAAAAAUCAAUUUUGACAGUGAAACUUAAAAGAAAAAUUCCAAAAAAUCUCUAGAAUAUUAAACUUCAUGAAAUACUCAAAGAAAUAAUAAAAAUUUAUUUUUUAAUAUGAUAGCAUGCGCCUUUCGGGUCAUAAUCAAUAUGUUAUGAGUCGAGGGAGCACGGAUGGUGCCGGAAUGACACGGGGAGGUCGCGGCUUGGAGACGGGUACCACCUGA